This is a messenger RNA of Malurus melanocephalus (red-backed fairy wren), 3782 nucleotides long. It is a transcript of the gene IRF2BP2, whose product is annotated as interferon regulatory factor 2 binding protein 2. Lineage: Eukaryota; Metazoa; Chordata; Aves; Passeriformes; Maluridae. The transcript has 2 exons. Gene Ontology annotation, cellular component: nucleus. Gene Ontology annotation, biological process: regulation of transcription by RNA polymerase II. The record is from RefSeq and is a predicted model, not a curated record. The coding region runs from base 13 to 1152 and encodes 379 amino acids. Gene Ontology annotation, molecular function: transcription corepressor activity.
GCGCCCGCCCCGAUGGCCGUGCCCGUGCCCCAGCAGCCGGCGGCGGCGGCGCAGGCGGCGGGGCAGGCGGCGGGGCAGCCCGGCGAGCUGGGGCACAAGCGCCCCGGCUCCGUCUCCUCCUCCUCUUCCUCCUCGGGUGGCGGCGGCGGCGCGGCGGGGGAGCACGACGGUGGCGCCAAGGAGAAGCGGGGCUCUGCCGAGAGCCUGCCGGGGGCGGCGGCGGCAGAGCUGGCCGCGGAGGGCAAGGGCCGGCCGGGCACCGAGCAGGAGUGGCUUGCCAAGCCCAAGACAGUGCGGGACACGCUGCUGGCCCUGCACCAGCACGGGAGCCACGCGGUGCCCCCCUUCGACAGCAAAUUCAAGAAAGAGCCGGGCAUGGCGGGCGGCAGGCUGCUGGGCUACGAGACCAACGGCUCCGUGGCCAAGCCAGGGGCCCGGGCCGCCCGGAAGAGGAAGCCUUCCCCCGAGCCGGAGGGCGAGGCUGGACCCCCGAAGAUCAACGGGGAGGUGCAGCCCUGGCUGCCCACCUCGUCGGAAGGGAUGAAGCUGCCGCUGACUGCCACCCCCUUCAUGUCGCCCCCGCCGCCCACCGCCUCGCCCCACUCCAACCGGACCACGCCGCCCGAGGCGGCACAGAACGGCCAGUCCCCCAUGGCCGCCCUCAUUCUGGUGGCGGACAAUGCCGGGGGCAACCACGCCUCCAAAGACGCCAACCAGGUCCACUCCACCACGCGGAGGAACAGCAGCAGCCCCCCUUCGCCCUCCGCCAUGAACCAAAGAAGGCUGGGCCCCGGCAGGGAGGUGCCGGGCCAGGGGGCCAACGCGGCGGCGGCGGGCGGGCUGGAGCCCGUCCACCCUGCCAGCCUGCCGGACUCGUCCCUCGCCGCCAGCGUCCCGUUGUGUUGUACCCUCUGCCACGAGCGCCUGGAAGACACCCACUUCGUGCAGUGCCCCUCCGUCCCCUCCCACAAGUUCUGCUUCCCCUGCUCCCGGCAGAGCAUCAAGCAGCAGGGAGCCAGCGGCGAGGUGUAUUGCCCCAGCGGGGAGAAGUGUCCCCUGGUCGGCUCCAACGUCCCGUGGGCCUUCAUGCAAGGGGAGAUCGCCACCAUCCUGGCCGGAGAUGUGAAAGUGAAAAAGGAAAGGGACUCGUGACUCGCCUGCGCUCACCGCCCCACGUCACCUUGAACUCGAACUGCUCGAAUUCUGUAUAUAUCUAUAAAUAUAUAUAUAUAAAUAUAUAUAUAUCUCCAAGACAAGGGAAAUGUAGACUUCAUAAACAUGGCUGUAUAAUUUUGAUUUUUUUGAAUACAUUGUGUUUCUAUAUUUUUUGAAGACAAAAGGUAUGUACUUAUUAUAAAGGCAUUUCUUCUAAUUCUUCAAUUUUUUUCUGUUUUGUUUUUUCUUUUUUUCCCUUUUGUUAUAGCAACUAUUUGUUGUGCUUCCYUGGUGACAGUUACUGUUCAAUGUAGGCUGUGACUUGCGCUGCUUUUUUUAGAGAGCACUUGGCAAACCAGAAAUGCUUCUAGCUGUAUUUGUAUGCACUUGUUUCUUCUAUUUUUUCUUUUCUUUAUUUUUUUUUAAAUGCCAAAUACACUUUCUGACAUUGUAAAGAUUGCCUUACUGUCUGUGAUUUCUUAUUCCUGGCCUCUUGUCCUGUAGAGCUGGUCGCAUGCAGGCUUGGUCUGAAGCGGUUGGGGACAAGAGUGGCUAGCCAAGGCAGGCAUGUCCUUCGCCAUCCCGCUGGCCAGGCGAGCUUAGGGAGCAGGARGCCUUUCUCCCAGAAGCGCGUGGCUUGGGUUGCGAUGGAAGAUCCUCCAGAUCCAGUCCCAGAUUGCUCACUGUUUCUCAAGGGAAGUUGCCACCAAAGUAGGAUGUGGGGAGGUGUCCAAGAGGCGCUGUUGAGUUAGGGAUUUCUGGGUUUGUUUGUUUUUGGUUUGGUGUUUUGGUUUUUUUUUAAUAAGGCAAAGUUGACCGCAGUUCUUGUAAUCAGUUGUAAGAUUACAAAACUGCAUUUAUUCACCAAUUGUUUACCAUAAUGUGGAAUAUUGAUAAAGAACUUAGUUACGCGAUUGGCAAAGCUGCCAAUAUAGAACUGCCAUUUCUGAAGGUCUUCAGUGUCACUUCUGGGGCUUUUGUGUCUUUGGACAAAGCUGGGGAUGUGGGGAAGAGACUUUUUUUUAAAAUUUCAUUUUAAUUUUCAGAUAGUGCAUAUGGAUUUUGAUUUUGCUUAUCAGUCACCUCUAGUGCUGUUGCUAUUGUUACUAUAGCUGACCCGGUAUUUCCAAGUAGUGGCAGGUACGGUGUGGUACAGUGACAGCAGUGACUGAGGCUCUGCCAAAUUGCCCGCGGGCAUAUCAGUGACAGCCCAAAUGUGGGUGGAGGAAACCUGUAAUUUCCUUGUUAUGUGUGCUUGAAACAAACCUACUGCUAUUCUUUGAAAAUGAAAAUAUAAACUGGUUGAAAUGAAAGCAAUUAGGGCUGCACAUAAUGGCCCUGGCCCUGCCUUUUAAGCUACUUUGGAGAACUCUUUUGUAAAGCCACUUCUUUUGAUCACGCUUCUGCAUCACCAGGCAGACUUCUAAAAUCAAUAAAUCAUUGGUUACUAGAAAUAGUUCAAGUCUUAUAGUGAUGUUUUUGUGCUGUUUAUAGUUCAUUGGCAACACUGCAGCUGUACGAGCCCUUCUGUCGAGGUGUUUAUAACUCGGUUAUAUGCGGUUGUUUCUGAGCAAAAGGGUGACGAGGUCGUCCCUUCCCAGGGACCAGCUAAUAAACACUUUCAUUAUCGGAAGAGGAGGAGGGAAAAUCUGUUCAGCCAACUAUAAAAUCAAAGAAUUUUGGGUGCUUUUUAGUCAACUGUUCUUAUUGUGAUAAUGUUCAAACUGCAAUUUAAUGCAGAGUAGAUUUUUUUUUGAAGACUACUUUUUUUAAAAAGAAAGAAAUGGUCAUUAUUAGUAUUUGAAGAUCAGAACUGCACAUGCACAGUAAUUUUCUAUGAAGUGUUUAAUGAGCACACCCACUACAUUGUGUUCCAUACUACAGGUCAAUGUAAUAUUAGAUAAGACUUGCAUGAUAAACAAAUUCAUUGAGUCGAUAUUACGUUUUAAAACUUAUAGUCAAGAUUGGUGUCUUAUGUAAACACAUUUAGCCAAUUUGAAGAAAACGCACAUUAUAUAUAUACCUAUAUAUAUAUACCUAUAUAUAAAAAAUGCCAACUGUAAAGGAUUCUUUGGAACCACUAUGAUCUGUGUAAAUGUGUAUUUAGGCACUUUAUUAAAAAAAAUGGAAUUUGAGCUGAUAGAUGGUAGCAAGUUCUUCAAAGUUGCUUGGCAUAAUACCUUGACAUGGGAUGAAGUUCAUGUUUUCGAUUAAGGUGGUAUCCCUAUGCUUAAAAAAGAAGCAAAAUUGAAUUCUAAAGCCUGCCUAAAAAAGCCCCCCUUUUGUGUCAUCAGGUGUCCCAGCUCUGAGCUUGCAGAGGGUGAGACCUGCUCCUGACAAAGUAUACCCUUGUUUUGGGGCCAAGGGACACUGGUGUGACAGGCGGAGAGGCCCAAAAGGAAGCACACCUUCCUCCUCCUCCUGCCAGCCUCCUGCUUCUGCAGCUUUGGGACUCCUGGACAGGAUAGAAACUCCCCAGCCGCUGAUGCUAGGCAGUGGCCCAGAAACAACAUAGAUGGAAAAGAAAUGGCACAUGGUGGCUAUGCUCACUCAGCUGACUUUCAACCCCCAGCCAAGUCUAAUCUCCAUCAUAAAACUUCAGAACUGCAAAAGAAAAAAAAAAAAAA